Molecule: messenger RNA, 1556 nt
Organism: Dryobates pubescens (Downy woodpecker)
Lineage: Eukaryota; Metazoa; Chordata; Aves; Piciformes; Picidae
Product: heme-binding protein 1-like
Exons: 4
Coding region: 185-613 (142 amino acids)
Source: RefSeq, a predicted model, not a curated record
GAGGAGUCCGCGGCCGGCGGCGGGGAGGAUGGCGACGAGGAGCGGGAGCGGGCUCGCUUGUUCGCCCACUGGGAAGCCGUGGCCAACACGCACCGAGUAAGCCUGCCCCGAGUGUGAGGAAGCAGCCUACGAGGAGCGGCGGUACCCAGCUGGGAAGUGGGCAUGUGUCACCAAGGGGGAGCCCAUGUAUGAGCAGAGCAUCUCCAUGAGCUUCAUGAAGCUCAUGCGCUACAUCUGCCAGGACAACUCUGUAGGUUGCUAUCUGGGCAUGACAGUCCCAGUGCUCAACGAAAUCCACCUGACCAAGGAAGGGACUGGGCUGGAGCGUGAGGUCAUAACCGCCUAUUACCUUCCGGGACAGUUCCAGCAAAACCCUCCUGUUCCCACAGACCCUGAGAUCCACAUCACUGAGAGGUCUCCCCUCCGGGUUAUAACCAGGGUUUUCUAUGGGGUGACCACUGAGGAGACAAUUCUGCGAGAGAUCAGUCUCUUCUGGGAGCUCCUGGGCUCCACAGACCGUGUGCUCCAGGGGACAUACAUCGUGGCUGCUUAUCAGAACCCCAGCGUCCCUCAGCGCCGCAACGAGAUCUGGUUCAUCUGCCGAGCAGAGUGAAUCUCCAUGCUCGCCCUGAACCCUCCUGCUCCUGGACCUGCUCUUCUGACCCAAAGGAGACAAAGGCACCUCUUGACCCACCACUAACCCACAAAAUGACAGACCAGGGUGCUGGGGGGUGGGCUUGCACUCCACCUUGCGAUAGCCCGGGCAGGGGAAAGCCUGACUGCUCUGCACUUCGCUCACUGCUGUGUCUGAGGCUGAAGGUGGCACCAGGGAGAGCCUCUACAGCAGGCUUCUGGCGGGAGGCUCCUGUAAGGCAGUAACUGUGUGGGCUUGUGCAGCACGACCUGGGCUUUCCCUUAGCUCUGAGCUGGGCUUGCAGAGCUGUGCUAGGCGUGCUGGCUGGCCCUGUGUCUGCUGCAGAGUCGUGAGCUGGUAGUGGCUAGAAGGCAAAUGACUUGUGUAGGAGGUGUGGGGCUCUCUGUGGCCUCUGAGAAAGGCUGCCUGUCCCAAAUGGAGCCACUGAAAUGGCUGCUGCAGAGACAGUGGGGUUCAAAGGGCUCACCACAAGCAAGACAUCGAUCCUGAACAUCCCCUGCUAGGGUGGCUCUCUUUGGACUGUUGGGUGCCUCCCUGGCUGUCACCCACCACUCCUCAGCCAGGACUGGGAUGCUGGCAGCCUUUGCCCAUCAGUUGUGGGUGCUGUUUUGCAGAGCUGCUGCGAGCUGAGAGAGAAGGGUGGUGGCAGCAGCACCACAGGUGCCACUCUGCCUCGCAUUCCGCAUUGAUCAGCGAGCUUCACAUCCACGAAUCCUCUCCUGCUUUCCUGGGGGAAGCUGGCAGUGCCAACAGUAAAUAAAGCCAUGUCAAACCCCUGCAGCUGCAGAUCACUGAGGGGAGGGGAUGGGGCAUGCCCCGGUUGGCUUGGGAAGAGCCUUGUUCGCCUCAAGAUGGCUUCCAAGUCGCAAAGCUGUGGUUACUGAGAAGGGCUCUACUGUGU